AUGAGUCCCCCUGCUCACCCAACCAUCCUCCUAAUCCAGGGCUCAUUCCAGCGACCCGACGUCUACAGCCCAUUCGUCAAACUGCUAGAGUCCCGCGGCUUCGGGGUCGUCCAGCCAGAACUACCCAGCCUCACAGGCCAAGACCAACCCGACUUCCCGCAAAAGACCCUGGCAGACGACAGCGCAGUCAUCGAGGCCGCCCUCCAAAGACUCGUCCAGGACGAGGCUAAGAAGGUAGUCGUGGUCAUGCACUCCUACGGCGGCCUCGUGGGCGCAGAGGCCGUGCCGGAGGAGCUGACACUGAGCAGCCGUGAGCACCGCGGCCUCCUCGCGGGCGGCGUCGCGCAUUUCAUCUACGUCGCGGCGUUCGUAAUGCCGCCAGGCCAGUCCAUCGGCGCCGCGAUGAGGGACAGUCCCAACCACACGAUCGAGGACGGGCGCAUCAGGAUGCUAGACCCGCGCGCGCUCAUCUACAACGACCUGCCGCCUGAAGAGGCUGCGUCUCUGGUGGACAGGAUGACCGUGCAGAGCGCUGGGGUCCUCGAUACCGUGCUCACGCGCUGUGCCUACUCUUAUGUGCCGUCGACGUAUGUGGUCUGCACGGCCGACCCGGCUCUGCCCCCGCCUGUGCAGGAACGGUUUGCCCAGGCUGCUGGUUCGGAGGUGAAGAACAUCGCGGCGGGACACUCGCCCAUGCUCUCGAAGCCGGAACAGCUGGCGAAUAUUAUUGUGGAGAUUUCUGAGGGGGUUUGA
Molecule: messenger RNA, 753 nt
Organism: Cryphonectria parasitica EP155
Lineage: Eukaryota; Fungi; Ascomycota; Sordariomycetes; Diaporthales; Cryphonectriaceae
Product: alpha/beta-hydrolase
Exons: 1
Coding region: 1-753 (250 amino acids)
Source: RefSeq, a predicted model, not a curated record